AUGUCCUUUUCAAACGCUACUUUUGAGCAAGUUUUGGACGACUUGUCCGUUCGUUUCCUUCUAAACAUUCCAAGUGAAGAAAAGAAUAGUAUUGAGCGUCUGUGUUUUCAAAUUGAACAAGCUCAUUGGUAUUACGAAGAUUUUAUUAGAGCAGAAAAUGACCAAUUACCUUCUUUAGGUCUUCGCGUUUUUAGUGCAAAGCUUUUUUCUCAUUGUCCUUUACUUUGGAAAUGGAGCAAGGUACAUGAAGAAGCAUUUGAUGAUUUUUUGCGCUACAAAACUCGUAUCCCAGUCCGCGGAGCAAUUAUGUUGAACAAGGAAAUGGACAAGUGUCUCUUGGUUAAAGGUUGGAAAGCUUCAUCUGGAUGGGGGUUUCCUAAAGGGAAAAUUAACAAGGAUGAAGCUGAUGUGGAUUGUGCCAUCCGUGAAGUUUAUGAAGAGACAGGAUUUGACAGCACGAACUGGAUUAACGAAAAGGAUUUUAUUGAACUUACGAUCCGUGAACAAAAUAUACGUCUGUACAUUAUCCCCGACCUACCUAUGGAAACGGUCUUUGAGUCACAAACUCGUAAAGAAAUUAGCAAAAUUGAGUGGCAUCUGCUGGCAGAUUUACCUACUUUCAAACAAUCGAAGUCUGAAACGAAGAACAAAUUUUAUAUGGUGAUUCCUUUUCUUGCCCCGUUAAAGAAAUGGAUUAGAAAACGUUUGGUUUCCCUGGAGUCGAAGGUUCAAGCAACGAAAGCCUCCACACAAUUGCUUUCUCUACUGAAGGAGCCUUCAUCCACUGCAACUGUAGCAGAGUCUGCAAAUGAAAAAUUGCUGAAUAUGUUGAGAACACCGGUGCAAACACAGUCUCAACUUGCUGCUCCGGCACGGGCAUUGCCUACUGCAACUUCUGAAGAAAAACUGUUAGCUCUUAUUCGUGGUCCGGCUGCUCCCACUGCUUCCACUAUUCAGGCACCACCACCGCCCGAUGAUUACAAGGCAUGCAUAUUAAACAUGUUGAAUAGUGGGUUGUCGGCUCAUCAGUCUGCUGCACCUAUGUCCAUGCCUCCGUUACCGGUACCUAACAUGCACCCGUCUACGACGCAGUUUCAGUCCCCUGUGAUGAAUUUUGCGCCUACUGCUCCCUUUUUUGGCAUGUCUCCGUAUCAAAAUUUUGCUCAGCUUCAUCCAGCACAAGGAAUGUAUCCGGUGAUGAGUGGACCCUCUACGCCUCAGGCAUCUCGGCAAAUGGAAUCAACCAUACCUUUGGAUCCUCAUAUACAACAAAUUAUGUCAAACUCAACAGAUCCUUCCGGGACGUUGCCGUUCACUGAUCCAGCAAUCAUAAAAACGAAUUUGCAGCCCGCCAAUUUUGAACUUCCUCCAAUGAGGUCUUUUGCUGCUCCUCCGCAGGCAAUGCCGCUGCCAAGUCAGUCCGAUUCUUCUGUACCAACUCCUGGUGAAUUACCAUCACCUUCAACAAUGUACCAUCAAGUGUUUCAUCCACCUUCUAUGACUGCAGUAACUACAUUUGAGAAGUUGGAAAAGAAUGCUGCUUCUAAAGGAAAUUCUGAUAAUAAUACGCAAGAGCGUAUUGUUGGGCAUAAGAAGCAGAAACCAUUCACGGAUGACUCCCGUGAAGCUGAACAAAAGUCGAAAGGUCAGGCGUCUAAACAAGACAGUAACCCUUCGGUGCAGCUGCUCAACAUUUUGACCAAAGCUGCAGAGCUUUCUCUUAAUGAAAAACGACAAGUGAAGUCGAAAUCUGUUGCUGAAGCGUCUCGUACGCAAUCGACGAAAUUACAGCCCACCGUUAGUAGUCCUUAUAAAACUUCUAACCAAUUUUCCAAGGGCGCAACAAAGAAAAAGUCACCAAGGGUAUCUACUCCAAAACGCCGUAACGGUUUGUCCGGCGGCAAGCAAACGUUUUCUCCGAAGCCGGUGUCUCCUUUUGGCAAUAAGGAACUGACGCCUACUAAUGUUAAGAUUCUAAAACGAGAACCGGUGAGCAAAACUCGAACAACUGCUAACGAUUCCUUGUUUAUGGACUACUUAAAAUCAGUUGUCACAAACACCAAUCCCACUGGCGCCCCUUAA
Molecule: messenger RNA, 2082 nt
Organism: Schizosaccharomyces japonicus yFS275
Lineage: Eukaryota; Fungi; Ascomycota; Schizosaccharomycetes; Schizosaccharomycetales; Schizosaccharomycetaceae
Product: mRNA decapping complex catalytic subunit Dcp2
Exons: 1
Coding region: 1-2082 (693 amino acids)
Biological process (GO): mRNA catabolic process; deadenylation-dependent decapping of nuclear-transcribed mRNA; nuclear-transcribed mRNA catabolic process, nonsense-mediated decay
Cellular component (GO): cytoplasm; RNA decapping complex; cytoplasmic stress granule
Molecular function (GO): hydrolase activity; metal ion binding; 5'-(N(7)-methyl 5'-triphosphoguanosine)-[mRNA] diphosphatase activity
Source: RefSeq, a predicted model, not a curated record